AUGUCGGUCUGGUUCCAGGUGCCGAGGAUGCUGCUGCUGUGGUUGCUGCCGCUGGCAUGGCCCGGUGAGGGCUCCCAGCGCAGUGAACCGAUGUUCACAGCCAUCACCAGCCAUGUCCUCCCGCCCGACUACGACAGCAACCCCACGCAGCUCAACUACGGCGUGGCCGUCACCGAUGUGGACGCCGACGGGGACUUGGAGAUCGUGGUGGCAGGGUACAAUGGGCCCAACCUGGUGCUGAAGUAUGACCGGGCGCGGCAGCGGCUGGUGAACCUGGCGCGGGACGAGCGCAGCUCCCCGUACUACGCGCUGCGGGAUCGCCAGGGCAACGCCAUCGGGGUGACGGCCUGCGACAUCGACGGGGACGGGCGCGAGGAGAUCUACUUCCUCAACACCAACAAUGCCUUCUCGGGCCUGGCCACCUACACGGACAAGCUGUUCAAAUUGCGGGCCGGGCGCUGGGAGGACCUCCUGAGUGACGAGGUGAACCGGGCAGUGGCCAGCCGCUUCGCCGGGCGCUCGGUGGCCUGCGUGGACAGGGCGGGCUCCGGCCGAUACGCCAUCUACAUCGCCAACUAUGCCAACAGCAACCUGGGCCCCCACGUGCUGCUGGAGAUGGACGUGGCCGCCAGCGACCCUGCCCGUGGCAUCGUGGUGCUGACCGACGUCGCCGCCGAGGCCGGGGUCAACAAAUACACAGGUGGCCGGGGGGUGGCCGUGGGCCCCAUCGUGAGUGCCAGCGCCUCGGACAUAUUCUGCGAUAACGAGAAUGGGCCCAACUUCCUCUUCCACAACCAGGGGGACGGCAGCUUCGUCGACAUGGCUGCCAGCGCCGGCCUGGAUGACCCCUACCAGCACGGCCGUGGCGUGGCCCUGGCCGACUUCAACCGCGAUGGCAAAGUGGACAUCGUCUACGGCAACUGGAAUGGGCCCCACCGCCUCUACCUGCAGAUGAACGCCAGCGGGCGGGUCCACUUCCGGGACAUCGCCACACCCAAGUUCUCCAUGCCCUCGCCCGUCCGCACCGUCCUCGCAGCCGACUUUGACAACAACCAGGAGCUGGAGGUGUUCUUCAACAACAUCGCGUACCGGGGUUCCUCCGCCAACCGCCUCUUCCGGAUCAUCCGCAGGGAGCACUUGGACCCCGUGAUCGAGGAGCUGAACCCAGGAGACGCCAUGGAGCCCGAGGGCCGGGGCACUGGGGGUGCGGUGACUGACUUCGAUGGCGAUGGGCUGCUGGACCUGAUCCUGUCCCACGGCGAGUCCAUGGCGCAGCCGCUCUCCGUCUUCAGGGGCACCCAGGGCGCUGGCAAUAACUGGCUCCGCGUCAUCCCGCGCACCCGCUUCGGGGCCUUUGCACGGGGGGCCAGGGUGGUGCUGUUCACCCGGCACAGCGGGGCGCACCUGCGCAUCAUCGACGGUGGCUCGGGCUACCUGUGCGAGAUGGAGCCCGUGGCGCAUUUCGGCCUAGGCCGGGACGAAGCCAGCAGCCUGGAGGUGACAUGGCCGGAUGGCAGGGUCGUGACCCGGGCUGUGGCCAGCGGCGAGACCAACUCGGUGCUGGAGAUCCCCUACCCCCAGGGUGCUGAGGGGCAGCUCCCGCCCACCUCGCUGGAGUGUGGUCAGGGAUUCUCCCAGCAUGAGAACGGACGCUGUGUUGACACGGACGAGUGUGCCGAGUUCCCCUUCGUGUGCCCCCGGGAAAAGCCGCUCUGCAGCAACACGUACGGCGGGUACCGGUGCCACAGCAGCAGGCGCUGCAGCCGGGGCUUCGAGCCCAGCGAGGACGGCACGGCCUGCGUGGCGCAAGUGGCCUUUUUCGGUGGAUACCCCUCGGCAGGGAGCCGGCUCUGGGCCUGGCGCCCCCCAAGCUCCCUCCUCUCGCUGGGCCUCGGACUCUGCCUUCACUUCUAUGCACUUUAACCUUUGCCAAUGACCAGCCAGAACCAUCCUGGACUGUCUCUGCCUCCCUCUGCCCCUCCGGCCCCACUCCGCCUCUGUCUUGUCUCUCUGCCCCUUUUCCCCUACCCUGUCCAAUGCGCCUCGAAGCGCUGGCUGGGCCGGGGCCAUCUGUGAGAAGGGCAUGGAGCCACCCGGGCCACAGCAGAGCCGUGUGCCAAUCCCCCCUUGCAUGUUUUCUGAGAAGCGCCCGUGACCCGUCAGCGCCACCCCCAUGGGAGCUUGCCCUUGACAAAGAUGGUGGCUCCGGGGUUCCCCGUCACCCGUCAGUGCCCCCCCAUGGAGCUUGGCCCUUGACAAAGAUGGUAGCUCCAGGGUAGCUGCUUCCUCAGUUGAAUCGAUUCCGUAUCAUGUGCCUGCUGGUUUGGCUUACAAGGUUUGCUUCCCCUGCCCCCACCUCAGCAAUGGGCGACCCCCCCCAUC
Molecule: messenger RNA, 2382 nt
Organism: Gopherus flavomarginatus (Mexican gopher tortoise)
Lineage: Eukaryota; Metazoa; Chordata; Testudines; Testudinidae
Gene: CRTAC1
Product: cartilage acidic protein 1
Exons: 14
Coding region: 1-1923 (640 amino acids)
Biological process (GO): axonal fasciculation
Molecular function (GO): calcium ion binding
Source: RefSeq, a predicted model, not a curated record